ACAAACUUUUUACUUAACAAAAUCUGAUUAACAAAGAGAGCGGUUUGACAGCAAUUAUUCAAAAAUGUUUGUAUAAAAGCGGAAUGUUUUCGAGAUCUGAACUCAGAGUAAAAACUUAAUUUCGAAGAUGAGUUUCAAAGUUGUCUCUGUUCUCGUGCUUUGCUGUUAUGUUUGUGUGAGUUUUGGUCAACAACAGGGCCAACGAAUACAACAAGGCCAACAUUUGUCUGAGUGUCUGAUCGCCAGAGCAAGAGCUGUCAAGUCCAAGGCAGCCGUCAAUUUGGUUCCCAAUUGCGAACCAAAUGGAGAUUAUUCUGCACUUCAGUGCCAUUCAAACAGUAGAUUCUGUCAGUGCUGGAAAAGCGACGGAACACCA
This is a messenger RNA of Oppiella nova, 376 nucleotides long. The record is from the annotation of a GenBank genome assembly. Lineage: Eukaryota; Metazoa; Arthropoda; Arachnida; Sarcoptiformes; Oppiidae.